Messenger RNA from Colossoma macropomum (tambaqui), 2648 nucleotides. Its product is annotated as voltage-dependent anion-selective channel protein 2-like. Gene Ontology annotation, biological process: monoatomic anion transmembrane transport. The record is from RefSeq and is a predicted model, not a curated record. Gene Ontology annotation, cellular component: mitochondrial outer membrane. Lineage: Eukaryota; Metazoa; Chordata; Actinopteri; Characiformes; Serrasalmidae. Gene Ontology annotation, molecular function: voltage-gated monoatomic anion channel activity. Bases 111 to 962 code for a protein of 283 amino acids. The transcript is spliced from 9 exons.
CAUCAUCAAGGCGCGCGCCCGGCUCCCUGCUCCGCGCGCAUGCGUCUGUGUGUACGUGCGCGUGUGUGUCUCCUUCAUAUCACCCCGCGACCCUCGUGAGCCCAGCUGAAAUGGCUGUUCCUCCAGCGUACGCUGACCUCGGCAAAUCUGCGAAGGAUAUUUUCAAUAAGGGAUACGGCUUUGGGGUGGUGAAGCUCGAUGUGAAGACCAAGUCAGCGAAUGGAGUGGAGUUCAAGACGUCCGGCUCGUCUAACAUAGACACCACCAAAGUGAAUGCUAACCUGGAGACCAAGUACAAAUGGGACGAGUACGGCCUCACCUUCACCGAGAAAUGGAACACGGACAACACACUCGGCACUGAGAUCACCGUGGAGGACCAGAUCACUAAAGGACUGAAGUUGACCUUUGACACGACGUUCUCUCCAAACACAGGAAAGAAGAGUGGGAAGGUGAAGACGGCCUAUAAGCGGGAGUUCCUCAACGUGGGCUGCGAUGUUGACUUUGACUUCGCCGGUCCCACCAUCCAUGCGGCCGCUGUUCUGGGCUACGAGGGCUGGCUCGCCGGUUACCAGAUGACCUUUGAAAGCGCCAAGUCCAAAAUGAGCCGCAACAACUUCUCCAUCGGCUACAAGACCGGCGACUUUCAGCUGCACACCAACGUUAAUGAUGGCUCUGAGUUCGGAGGCUCUGUCUAUCAGAAGGUGAACGAUAAUUUGGAGACGGCGGUUAAUCUGGCCUGGACUGCCGGCAACAACAGCACACGCUUCGGCAUCGCAGCCAAAUACCAGCUGGACCCCAGCGCCUCCAUCAGCGCUAAAGUGAACAACUCCAGUCUGGUGGGAGUGGGCUACACGCAGACCCUCAGGCCAGGGGUGAAGCUGACUCUCUCUGCUCUGGUGGACGGAAAAAGCAUCAACUCUGGAGGACACAAACUGGGCCUGGGGCUGGAGCUGGAAGCAUAAACCAGCCUCCCUCCACACUCCUCCCUCCCUCCCUCUCUCUCGCUCUCUCCCCCUCUCCUCCUUCUUAUCUCUCUCUCUCACUCUGAGGAGAGGAUGGGUUUAAUAUGGAUAAAUCCGGGUCCUCUGUGUGUGUUUAGUUUGUGCAGCCGAUGUGAAAAGGCCGUCAGUGAUCCACCGCACGCUCAGUUACACUCUCAAAUCAGACGUGUUGAGAACACCACACUGUCCCGUUCAGCUGAGUACUGUUGUGUUAUCUCACUUAAAGAGCCCAUAUCAUAGAAAACUGAAUUUUCCUCGUAAAAAGAAGUUUGAUUCAGUCUGUAAACACAGUUUCAAAACAUUGUUCACUCCAAAGUCCAUAUAGCUAAGCUGCAAAAAAAUACUGUUUACAUGCAACGAAUAAUCCGAUAACUGCAGAAAAUCAGAUUUUGCCAGUAAUACGAUCAACGCCUUUACAUGCGCUUGAGUAAUCACAUAACAGGGAAACUCCAGGUCUACAUAAGUCAGACAGUAAUCAGAUUUUUGCUCUACAACCAGCCAAUAAACUCUCAGAAGAACACGUUACGUAAACGUAACAUAAAACUCAAACUUCACCCUGCAGUUUUUUAUCACAUCGCACCACUUUACGUGAAAAUAUGAACAUACAUCAUCUAGAACAUGAAGAAUAUUUUAGUCUUUCAUUUCGUUUUCUGUUUUCACACAUGCUCAGACUGAGAAAUCCGAAAGAAAUCAGAGUUUACAGCACUGAGAAAUCUGAUUACUGAGCUAAAAUCCAGCUCUCAGAUUUCUUAUUUGGAUUUCUAGACCUUAUUAUGAUCUAAGAAAACAGGGUAUGCUCUUUACAUGACCAUUUGAAUAAUCAGACAACUGCAGAAUCUGAUUAUGAUCAGAUUAUUGAGUGCAUGUAAACACAGUUACAGACGUCUCCUAAUUCAGCCUACAGCAGUUUAGCCCCGCCCACUCACACUGAAGUUAUAAGGAGUGUUUCAGCCCUGGACUGCUCUUUAAAUGAGGCACAGUACAUGGCAGCCUAUCAGAAUCAACCUCAUUUACAUAUAUCAGUCUAAAGCCGGCUGUAUACUUAAUGUAUCAAAUGAAAACAGCUUUUUGAAGCAAAACGCUGUUGGAAAAAGAGAUUAUGACUGAUUUUAAGAAAAAUACCAAAACGAACGUUAUAAAAGGACCUGGCGGAGGUGAUGUGGUGGGGGCGGGGUUUAAAAUAUGAGGAAAAUGUAGGAUAUGGGCCCUUUAAUGUAGAUUUGUAACACAAACCCUGUCUAUUGAUUCAGUCUGCCUUUAAUUUGCUGUUCUUCUAACCUGAAAUAAACCGUGUUGUAACAGCGAUUCCAGUGUUAUUGACGCAUCAGCUUUGAGAGUGAGCACACCUUGUUGCCCCUGACGACGCGAUGCCCCAUCAGUCUGUGCUUAUUUAUUUGCUGUUGUUCUGCUGAGAUCCGUCUCUCUCCAGACGUGAGCGUCUGCUUUCUCCUGCGAUUCCUCUCCCACCCACGGCAGGUCACACUCGCUCUCUGUGACUCUGUGCUGAAGAGCAGGUCUGAUGAAUGUAGAGCUCCUGUAAAACCUCACCUGAUCGCUGUAGAGAACAACCUCCUCUCUGCUUUUAAAGGAAGAUAAUAGCACCUUGAUUGAUUUGCACAUUAAAGCUGGUUUCCUGCGGACGCAUCA